AUGGGAAUGCAGCCGAUAAGACCCAAGGAUACGCUGGAAUGUGGAAAAUAUUUCACCCUCACAAUAGACGAGCCACAAGCCAUUCUGUCGACGGAGGCUGUCGACAAAGCAGAACUUGAAGUUUCGCCGAUCUGUGUUUCAAGCUACUGCACUUCAUCACCUGAAUGUAGAAUCACCGUCGACAUCGGCCUUCGCUGUCCCAUACAGAACUUGGAAUCGUGCAUGGCCCUGGAUGUCUCUCCUUUUGCCAUUAAUGGCGAUUAUCCAGUCAUCGACGAAUGGGAGAAAAUG
This is a messenger RNA of Mesorhabditis belari, 291 nucleotides long. The record is from the annotation of a GenBank genome assembly. Lineage: Eukaryota; Metazoa; Nematoda; Chromadorea; Rhabditida; Rhabditidae.